Manduca sexta (tobacco hornworm) is the source of this 1179-nucleotide messenger RNA. RefSeq lists its product as uncharacterized. The record is from RefSeq and is a predicted model, not a curated record. Lineage: Eukaryota; Metazoa; Arthropoda; Insecta; Lepidoptera; Sphingidae. Bases 166 to 1164 code for a protein of 332 amino acids. The transcript has 3 exons.
AGAUUUUAACUUAUGCACAGUUUAUUGUGAGUUGUGUUAAAUAAAUUCAUUAUUGUCAAAAUAUGUGUGGUGCUACAAGUUGACAGAGUCUACGCGGAUCCUUACGCCUUGUAUUGGAGCCAUUUGUUAAUAUUAUUAAGUACCUAACGUAGCGAAGCGCGAACCAUGUCAGAUCACGAGCAAAUACUAAUCGAGCUACUAAACAAGAUAAUCGCCGAGCAAGCGCUCGUCGCUCCUCGAGUGAAGAUACACCCGAUCAGCAGCGGCGGAGCCAACUUCACCACCCAGCUGUUCCAGGCAACCAUCAGCCUCGGAGACAAUGAGCUGAAACUGUUCGCAAAAGUGGCAGCUGUCGGAGAAAAAUUCAGACAACAACUUCCAGAUUUCCGAUUGUUUGAAACAGAAAAUGAUUUUUACACCAAACUUAUGAAAAUAUACGAAAACCUUCAAGAGAAGCACAAUGUACCGCAAGACAAACGGUUUGUAGCGCCGAAGUGUUACGGAUGCAGCGGCAAGAAGCUGUAUGAAGAAGUCAUUGUUUUGGAGGACUUGUCGGCACAAGGGUUCACAGUGUACGACAGGAUGAAGUCGGUCGAUUGGGACUACGCCUCCAAGGCUGUGGAAGAAAUCGCUAAGUUCCACGCCCUAUCUUUCGCAUUUGAGAAUGAAAAUAAAGAAGAAUUUGACAAAUACUUGUCAGAAUUAACAUUUAAGUGGGAUUCAGAGAAUCCACAGUUCGACGAAAUAAUUCAAAAGGGACUCAGCGUUGUUAAGGAAGAAAAUAGAAGUAGACUAGAAGCGUUUUUAGCUACCUUUUCGUGGAAGAGUUUCGAUGAAAUAUCUAAACCAGCAAAAUUUACUGUACUAGCACAUUGCGACAACAGAGUUAGCAACCAAAUGUACAAAGUACACGAGGACGGUCGAGUAGAGGUCAAAAUUGUGGAUUAUCAGACCAUCCGAGGAGCGUCUCCGGCCCUCGACUUGCUGUACUUCAUCUUCUCUGGCACGGAUGAAAAGUUCCGCGCGGAGCACUACGACAGACUCCUCGACCACUACUACAAUGAGCUCAGCCUUGCCAUGAAGCGCCUGGGCCUCAACCCUGAUGAGAUCUAUUCGAGGGAGGACUUCAAUUUUGAAUACCAAACAGUGAGUGACAUUAAUUAGGUCAAAUCUCAAUAG